CGCUGGUUUUCCUGCUGCUGAGGUUAAAUGACAAGGCUCGAACUGCAGUGCAUUGCGGGGACGGGCAGGAUAAGAAGGUAUAAUAACCGGAUAGGACCGGGGAAGGAAGGAAAGGGACGGUGCCACUUGGAUUCAAAGACAUCGAACCUCGCCUUAAUUUAGAUUCAGAAUGGGGAAUAGAGACGACGAGUAUGAUUACUUGUUUAAAGUGGUGUUGAUAGGAGACUCCGGUGUGGGGAAGAGUAACCUGUUGUCUCGUUUCACCCGGAAUGAGUUUAACCUGGAGAGUAAGAGCACCAUCGGGGUGGAGUUUGCCACUCGCAGUAUCCAGGUGGAUGGGAAGACCGUGAAGGCUCAGAUCUGGGACACAGCUGGCCAGGAGAGAUACCGGGCUAUUACAUCAGCGUAUUACCGUGGGGCAGUGGGGGCCUUGUUGGUCUAUGACAUCGCCAAGCACCUGACCUAUGAGAACGUGGAGCGUUGGCUGAAGGAGCUGAGAGACCAUGCAGACAGCAACAUCGUUAUUAUGCUGGUCGGCAACAAGAGUGACCUGCGCCACCUCAGGGCCGUGCCCACCGACGAGGCACGGACAUUCGCAGAGAAGAACGGUUUGUCUUUCCUGGAGACCUCAGCCCUGGAUUCUACUAACGUGGAGACUUCCUUCCAGACCAUUCUGACUGAAAUCUAUCGCAUCGUGUCUCAGAAACAGAUGUCGGACCGACGAGACAACGACAUGUCGCCUAGCAACAACGUGGUCAACAUCCAGGUGCAGCCGACGGAGAACAAACCAAAGAUGCAGUGUUGUCAGAGCAUCUAACAGCCUCACCAGUAGCACCUGAUCCCCCCCCCUCCCCUAAAAGACUGCUUGGUCCUGUCUGACUGAGACACAGCUGCAUGGCCAGGCUCUAGACUGAGACACAGCUGCGUGGCCAGGUUCUAGACUGAGACACAGCUGCGUGGCCAGGUUCUAGACUGAGACACAGCUGCGUGGCCAGGUUCUAGACUGAGACACAGCUGCAUGGCCAGGUUCUAGACUGAGACACAGCUGCGUGGCCAGGUUCUAGACUGAGACACAGCUGCAUGGCCAGGUUCUAGACUGAGACACAGCUGCGUGGCCAGGUUCUAGACUGAGACACAGCUGCAUGGCCAGGCUCUAGAGACUCUAUGCUUCCAUGUAGAGGGUGAGGCUGUGUCCAGAUUCUCCACACUCCAUGUCAUGGAUUUAAAGGCAUUAGAUUGUAAUCAUUGGCUGAAGGGAGUUUAUUUUCACCAUUGUUAAAUGUAUGAUGGGAAGUGUUCAAGUGAACACUGAGAAAAGGGUGGAUAAUUAGGGUGCAGCUGUGAGCCCGCUGGUUCCUUACGGAUCCCCAGUCAGGACUAUACAGCUGUGUCUGAGCCCGUUGGUUCCUUACGGAUCCCCAGUCAGGACUAUACAGCUGUGUCUGAGCCCGUUGGUUCCUUAAGGAUCCCCAGUCAGGACUAUACAGCUAUGUCUGAGCCCGUUGGUUCUAUACAGCUGUGUCUGAGCCCGUUGGUUCCUUACGGAUCCCCAGUCAGGACUAUACAGCUGUGUCUGAGCCCGUUGGUUCCUUAAGGAUCCCCAGUCAGGACUAUACAGCUAUGUCUGAGCCCGUUGGUUCUAUACAGCUGUGUCUGAGCCCGUUGGUUCUAUACAGCUGUGUCUGAUCCCGUUGGUUCUAUACAGCUGUGUCUGAGCCCGUUGGUUCCUUCAGGAACCCCAGUCAGGACUAUACAGCUGUCUGAUCCCGUUGGUUCCUUAAGGACCCCCAGUCAACACUAUACAGCUGUGUCUGAUCCCGUUGGUUCUAUACAGCUGUGUCUGAUCCUGUUGGUUCCUUAAGGAUACCCAGUCAGGACUAUACAGCUGUCUGAUCCCGUUGGUUCCUUAAGGAUCCCCAGUCAGGACUACACAGCUGUGUCUGAUCCCGUUGGUUCCUUAAGGAUCCCCAGUCAGGACUACACAGCUGUGUCUGAUCCCGUUGGUUCCUUAAGGAUCCCCAGUCAGGACUACACAGCUGUCUGAGCCCGUUGGUUCCUUACGGAUCCCCAGUCAGGACUAUACAGCUGUCUGAGCCCGUUGGUUCCUUACGGAUCCCCAGUCAGGACUAUACAGCUGUGUCUGAUCCCGUUGGUUCUAUACAGCUGUGUCUGAUCCCGUUGGUUCUAUACAGCUGUGUCUGAUCCCGUUGGUUCUAUACAGCUGUGUCUGAUCCCGUUGGUUCUAUACAGCUGUGUCUGAGCCCGUUGGUUCUAUACAGCUGUGUCUGAGCCCGUUGGUUCUAUACAGCUGUGUCUGAUCCCGUUGGUUCUAUACAGCUGUGUCUGAUCCCGUUGGUUCUAUACAGCUGUGUCUGAUCCCGUUGGUUCCUUACAGAUCCCCAGUCAGGACUAUACAGCUGUGUCUGAACCCGUUGGUUCCUUAAGGACCCCCAGUCAGGACUAUACAGCUGUGUCUGAGCCCGUUGGUUCUAUACAGCUGUGUCUGAGCCCGUUGGUUCCUUACGGAUCCCCAGUCAGGACUACACAGCUGUGUCUGAUCCCGUUGGUUCUAUACAGCUGUGUCUGAGCCCGUUGGUUCUAUACAGCUGUGUCUGAGCCCGUUGGUUCCUUAAGGACCCCCAGUCAGGACUAUACAGCUGUCUGAGCCCGUUGGUUCCUUAAGGAUCCCCAGUCAGGACUAUACAGCUGUGUCUGAGCCCGUUGGUUCCUUACGGAUCCCCAGUCAGGACUAUACAGCUGUAUCUGAUCCCGUUGGUUCUAUACAGCUGUGUCUGAUCCCGUUGGUUCUAUACAGCUGUGUCUGAUCCCGUUGGUUCCUUACGGAUCCCCAGUCAGGACUAUACAGCUGUCUGAGCCCGUUGGUUCCUUAAGGAUCCCCAGUCAGGACUAUACAGCUGUGUCUGAUCCCGUUGGUUCCUUAAGGAUCCCCAGUCAGGACUAUACAGCUGUGUCUGAGCCCGUUGGUUCCUUAAGGAUCCCCAGUCAGGACUAUACAGCUGUAUCUGAUCCCGUUGGUUCCUUAAGGAUCCCCAGUCAGGACUAUACAGCUGUGUCUGAGCCCGUUGGUUCCUUAAGGAUCCCCAGUCAGGACUAUACAGCUGUAUCUGAUCCCGUUGGUUCUAUACAGCUGUGUCUGAUCCCGUUGGUUCUAUACAGCUGUGUCUGAUCCCGUUGGUUCCUUACGGAUCACCAGUCAGGACAAUACAGCUGUCUGAGCCCGUUGGUUCCUUAAGGAUCCCCAGUCAGGACUAUACAGCUGUGUCUGAUCCCGUUGGUUCCUUACGGAUCCCCAGUCAGGACUAUACAGCUGUCUGAGCCCGUUGGUUCCUUAAGGAUCCCCAGUCAGGACUAUACAGCUGUGUCUGAUCCCGUUGGUUCCUUAAGGAUCCCCAGUCAGGACUAUACAGCUGUGUCUGAGCCCGUUAGUUCCUUAAGGACCCCCAGUCAGGACUAUACAGCUAUGUCUGAUCCCGUUGGUUCCUUAAGGACCCCCAGUCAGGACUAUACAGCUGUCUGAUCCCGUUGGUUCUAUACAGCUGUGUCUGAUCCCGUUGGUUCUAUACAGCUGUGUCUGAGCCCGUUGGUUCUAUACAGCUGUGUCUGAGCCCGUUGGUUCCUUACGGACCCCCAGUCAGGACUAUACAGCUAUGUCUGAUCCCGUUGGUUCCUUAAGGACCCCCAGUCAGGACUAUACAGCUGUCUGAUCCCGUUGGUUCUAUACAGCUGUGUCUGAUCCCGUUGGUUCUAUACAGCUGUGUCUGAGCCCGUUGGUUCCUUACGGAUCCACAGCUUUUUAUUUUUGCAGUCUUUUAUAUUAUUAUAUAGCUGUUUUAAUAACCAGACAGACGCUGGAAGAAUCUGCACAGAAAUGUAUUCAUAUAUGAUGGACUAGUUUUAUUGGUGAUAACGCAGACCUGCCAACAUGCAUUGUACCUACCAUAGGCUUCUAUUUGGCACAUUGUGGUUUUUGACUCAACCGGCUGAAGUUGGAGCUGAGCCAAUCAGAGGAAUUGGCUGAGGAGAAAACAUCUCCAGCUCUCCUCCCCCCUGUGUUCAUAGUAAUGUUUUCCUCACUCCAUCUUGAUAGCAGCUCUUCACUUUGUCUGUCCAUACCACUGAUGUGUGAGGGGGAAAAUGGAGAACCAACUGUUUGGCAAAUACAUUUUCCAUAAUUGUAAGUGUUAGUCAAGCACAUAACCACUAUUUAGCAGUUAGCUCCUUAGCUAAGGCGUCAUUACGACUAAGGUAGUUAACUACAGUGUUUAGUCAACUAAGCGAGAACAAUUUCUCUGCAAUGGUAGUAGGCACAAGCACAUUGACGAGCAACAUGUGCUGUGUUGCAGUAGUUCAAUGUUACUGAGUGUUAUGCUAGUUCAGUGCUGCGCUAGUUCAGCGCUACGCUACUUCAGCGCUGCGCUACUUCAGCGCUACGCUACUUCAGCGCUGCGCUAGUUCAGCACUGCGCUACUUCAGCGCUGCGCUAGUUCAGCGCUACGCUACUUCAGCGCUGCGCUAGUUCAGCGCUACGCUACUUCAGCGCUGCGCUAGUUCAGCGCUGCGCUAGUUCAGCGCUGCGCUACUUCAGUGCGCGUCACUGUGAGGAUGGAAACAGACAUGGCAGAGAGCUGUUCUGCUAAUACCGUCCUUCAUUGAAAGUUAUGUUAAAGUGUUAAAGAUUAGCAGGCCUAUGUUAUUGAAUCAUUUGUGGAUCUGUCCUCUUCAAAUACCUGGUGGAUGAGAUCAGGGUCGGUGGAUGAGGUCAGGGUCGGUGGAUGAGGUCAGGGCCGGUGGAUGAGGUCAGGGCCGGUGGAUGAGGUCAGGGCCGGUGGAUGAGGUCAGGGAUAGAGAUCUGGAACCAGCUCCUAUAGGCCUAGCUCAAUUUGUCGUCAUAUUCCAUAUAUCCUACAGUCAACUAGACUACUACAUUGCAUCCAUUAAUUUAAUUAUUUAGAAUUUUCUCCUCAAACAAAUUUAAGAAGAAGCUAGUUUGCAUUUUCACUAGACGAUCCACCUUCAUUACCCCUCAAUUUAACCUAGAAAAAAAAACACCUCAAUUUAAUUAUCAAACACAAUACUUCUGUGUUUACUACAAUAUUUGAUUUCAUUUCUAGCUCUAGCCUGAGGGGAAAGUCGACUGACCCAAUCUGGGCCUUCCCCUACACAACCUUAGUCCUACAUCCGCACCACCUUGGCAGAAAAUCCCAGGGAGAGCCCUGAUUGUACAUCUGACCGUAUUUCUAGUUAGCUACUGAAGACCAGCCAAUUACCAAGUACCCAUAACAAUCUAUAGACUACCAUGCCUACUGAGGCAGUCUUCUACCAACAUCAUUUGGAUAAAAAAGGUGCCUAUGACUUGAGCAGUGUGGGUGUCCGUUGUGCUGAAUUAUUCAAGGAUAAUGUGAGGAUUGUUUUUGUUCAUUUGAAAAUGAACCCGGUUAAAGGAGUGCACUGUGAAGGGAAUAGGGGGCCAUGUGGGACUCAGGCAGUGGGGAGCCUGGUGAUGCUACUGUAUAGAUGAUGGCUUCUCUCUUGUAGUAAUGCUAAUGAUAGGCCAGGGAUCAGUGGUAGUAAUGCUGUAAUGCUAAUGAUAGGCUAGGGAUCAGUGGUAGUAAUGCUGUAAUGCUAAUGAUAGGCUAGGGAUCAGUGGUAGUAAUGCUGUAAUGCUAAUGAUAGGCUAGGGAUCAGUGGUAGUAAUGCUAAUGAUAGGCUAGGGAUCAGUGGUAGUAAUGCUGUAAUGCUAAUGAUAGGCCAGGGAUCAGUGGUAGUAAUGCUAAUGAUAGGCUAGGGAUCAGUGGUAGUAAUGCUGUAAUGCUAAUGAUAGGCUAGGGAUCAGUGGUAGUAAUGCUGUAAUGCUAAUGAUAGGCCAGGGAUCAGUGGUAGUAAUGCUAUAAUGCUAAUGAUAGGCUAGGGAUCAGUGGUAGUAAUGCUGUAAUGCUAAUGAUAGGCCAGGGAUCAGUGGUAGUAAUGCUAUAAUGCUAAUGAUAGGCUAGGGAUCAGUGGUAGUAAUGCUGUAAUGCUAAUGAUGGGCUAGGGAUCAGUGGUAGUAAUGCUAAUGAUGAUAGGCUAGGGAUCAGUGGUAGUAAUGCUAAUGAUAGGCUAGGGAUCAGUGGUAGUAAUGCUAAUGAUAGGCUAGGGAUCAGUGGUAGUAAUGCUGUAAUGCUAAUGAUAGGCUAGGGAUCAGUGGUAGUAAUGCUAUAAUGCUAAUGAUAGGCCAGGGAUCAGUGGUAGUAAUGCUAUAAUGCUAAUGAUAGGCUAGGGAUCAGUGGUAGUAAUGCUAAUGAUGAUAGGCUAGGGAUCAGUGGUAGUAAUGAUAUAAUGCUAAUGAUAGGCUAGGGAUCAGUGGUAGUAAUGCUAUAAUGCUAAUGAUAGGCCAGGGAUCAGUGGUAGUAAUGCUAUAAUGCUAAUGAUAGGCUAGGGAUCAGUGGUAGUAAUGCUGUAAUGCUAAUGAUAGGCCAGGGAUCAGUGGUAGUAAUGCUAAUGAUAGGCUAUGGAUCAGUGGUAGUAAUGCUAUAAUGCUAAUGAUAGGCCAGGGAUCAGUGGUAGUAAUGCUGUAAUGCUAAUGAUAGGCUAGGGAUCAGUGGUAGUAAUGCUGUAAUGCUAAUGAUAGGCCAGGGAUCAGUGGUAGUAAUGCUGUAAUGCUAAUGAUAGGCCAGGGAUCAGUGGUAGUAAUGCUGUAAUGCUAAUGAUAGGCUAGGGAUCAGUGGUAGUAAUGCUGUAAUGCUAAUGAUAGGCCAGGGAUCAGUGGUAGUAAUGCUGUAAUGCUAAUGAUAGGCCAGGGAUCAGUGGUAGUAAUGCUAUAAUGCUAAUGAUAGGCCAGGGAUCAGUGAUCCUUCUGAGCUUCCUGCCUUCAGGUCGUCUAUUUAUUCACAAUUGAAGGGGUUGCAAAAUGUCCCUACAUUUUCCAGGUUUUUCAGAAAUCCCUGGGAGCCAGGUGGAGCUUGUUGUCAUGGUGAAGGAUGGUAGCAUAAAGUCUAGUGAUGCCACUGCUCAUGAGUCAGGAUUCCCAGCUCUGUUUGUGUGGGUCUUGCCAACUCUGUCAUUAUCAUAAGACGGGGUUAUUACCCUACGAGGUCCGGACUACUGCUGUUUUUCUGUUCUACCUGUUUGGCGGAAUGAAUACACCCUUGGUGUCCCAGGUCGAAAUGAGUCCCUAACUAGAGGGGAAGAAUGAUACAUAGCAGUUCAACUGGCUUUGAGGUCCAGAUUUCAAUUUGAGGGACAUGGGCGUUAUGACAAGAUGGCACAAACAGAUCUGGGAUUCAGGCUAACCAUGGUUUACCUUGGUGUCAAUGGGAACAAGUAAUAUCUGGGAUUCAGGCUAACCAUGGUUUACCUUGGUGUCAAUGGGAACAAGUAAUAUCUGGGAUUCAGGCUAACCAUGGUUUACCCUGGUGUCAAUGGGAACAAGUAAUAUCUGGGAUUCAGGCUAACCAUGGUUUACCUUGGUGUCAAUGGGAACAAGUAAUAUCUGGGAUUCAGGCUAACCAUGGUUUACCUUGGUGUCAAUGGGAACAAGUAAUAUCUGGGAUUCAGGCUAACCAUGGUUUACCUUGGUGUCAAUGGGAACAAGUAAUCGCACAUACAUAACCACUAUCUGGAGAGACCAGACUACAGCUAGACUGCCUAACAGACUGUCUUAUAAGACUGAUUCAUUCAUACAUUUCUGCUUUUGUUUUGUUCUUAAACAUGCUCUGUGCCAGGAUUAGGAUCCAUUCCAGUCAAUUCAGGAAUUACACUGACAUUCCAAUUAUCUUCAACGAGGAACAUUUGGAAUUGGAAUUUGGUUUUACUUUCUGAAUUAAAAUGGAAAUGGCCCAACGCUGAUGGUAACCCUGAGACAUGGCUGUAGGCUCCUUUUAUGUUGCAAGUUGUGAGUGAGUAGUGUUUCAGUGCCUUUAUGGUAGAAUGUCAUGUUGGUUGGGAGUUUUCAGAAACCACCUCCCCUUCUCUUCAAGCCUGGCCGGCUCACCUAGCUCUCUGGAUUAGUGGACCCAAGGAUCUAAACAGGGUCCUUGGGACGUCCAACUCUGUCAGCCCUUUGAAGGGGACAUUCCAAACAGUUAAGGAUUAGGGUUAAUUGUUAGUGGACGGGACUGGUUCCUGGCCUUAGAAGUUGAUCAGGCUGGUUGGCAGGUUCCCUCCAAGUGACUCAACACACCACCGUCUGCAGACUUAGAUAAGAGGGAGCCACUGUCUAUUUACUUAAUAAAGCCUAGUAUCCCACUUCACAUAAAGUGUGUCUCAUUGAGCUUAAAACACACCCCCUAUCAAAUUGAGAGCACUACAAAUAAGUCUCUGCUACUUCCAUGUAUUAAAAGGGAUUCUUCUGGAUGUUGGCAACAAGACCCUUUAUCUACUGACCUCUCAGAGUCAGAUGAAGCCCUUUAUCUACUGACCUCUCAGAGUCAGAUGAAGCCCUUUAACUACUGACCCAGAGUCAGAUGAGGCCCUUUAACUACUGACCCAGAGUCAGGUGAGGCCCUUUAUCUACUGACCCAGAGUCAGAUGAAGCCUUUUAUCUACUAACCCAGAGUCAGAUGAGGCCCUUUAACUACUGACCCAGAGUCAGGUGAGGCCCUUUAUCUACUGACCCAGAGUCAGAUGAAGCCCUUUAUCUACUGACCCAGAGUCAGAUGAAGCCUUUUAUCUACUAACCCAGAGUCAGAUGAGGCCCUUUAUGUACUGACCCAGAGAUGAACUCGUGGAUAAACAUUUUAUGUCUCUGUGUCCAGUAUGACGGAAGUUAGCCAAUGCGAAGUCGCGUUAGUGCAAUGACUGGAAGUCCACAGGAACAACUAGCAUGCUAGCCCUGCUGAACACAGCCCUGCUUUAGGUUGUAGUCCCUGGGUGCAUCCCAAAUGGCACCCUAUUCCUUAUAUGGAGCACUACUUUGGACCUGGGCCCGUAGGGGAAUAGAGUGACCCUGGGCCCAUAGUAGUGCACUAUAUAGAGAAAGGAUGACCCAGUCUGUGUCUGUCAGGCUUGCAGUGCCAAUGAGGAGGUUACAGAGGUCAUCAUCUCCAAUUAGCCUUGUCUGCUCUGUCUGUAUCCCCUUACUAUUACUGUUAUGUAAUUAGUUACGUCAACGAUCACUUUAUGCCUCGGCUCCACUGUUUUAUUUUUCAUUCGCGCUGUACUGUGAUUUGUAUUUUUUUAAUAAUUAAACUGUUAUCUCUGUCCACUACUUACAAUUGAAAAGUGCAAAUAAAUACAAUUAACUAUUACAACUGA
Molecule: messenger RNA, 9252 nt
Organism: Oncorhynchus nerka (sockeye salmon)
Lineage: Eukaryota; Metazoa; Chordata; Actinopteri; Salmoniformes; Salmonidae
Gene: rab11a
Product: RAB11a, member RAS oncogene family
Exons: 5
Coding region: 170-817 (215 amino acids)
Biological process (GO): exocytosis; melanosome transport; neurotransmitter receptor transport, endosome to postsynaptic membrane
Cellular component (GO): Golgi apparatus; transport vesicle; postsynaptic recycling endosome
Molecular function (GO): GTPase activity; GTP binding
Source: RefSeq, a predicted model, not a curated record